AAAAAAUAAAACCGAAAAUAAAAUAGCAAAAAAAACGAAAAAAGAAAAAAGAAAAAAAUGUCGGAGCCAAAGGACCCCGCGAUUAAGCUCUUCGGGAAGACGAUUGCUCCGCCGGAGGCUUCUCCGGCCACUCCUCCACCGUCCUCUUCUUUAGCUACUCUUGUUUCCGCCGCCGACGGUAACUACGCCGCCGUUAGUCACGACCACGAUUCUCCUUCUUCCAGAUUAUCUCCGGAAGGCAAUACCGACGGAGAUGGUGAAGAUCUGGAGGCCGAGAAGGAACCCAUGGGAGGGAAAUCAGGUGGAACUGAGCAAGAGGAUGGAGAUAGAGCCAUGUCUGUCUCGACCGAAGAGUUCACAAAUUCGGAUACUUCUGCGGUGAGAUCGGAGAAUUCUAAAGUACCAUCUGGUGAGGAAAGUAAUCUUUCUAGUACUACAAAGACUGAUGAACAGAAUGAAACGAGUAACUCGCAAGAGAAGACGCUCAAAAAACCCGAUAAGAUACUUCCUUGCCCCCGCUGUAACAGCAUGGAUACCAAGUUCUGUUACUAUAACAACUACAAUGUGAACCAACCACGGCACUUUUGUAAGAACUGUCAAAGAUAUUGGACUGCUGGGGGGACGAUGAGGAACGUUCCUGUGGGGGCAGGACGUCGUAAGAACAAGAACUCCGCUUCACACCAGCGUCAGAUUAUUGUUUCAGAAGCACUUCAGCAUUCUCGAAACAAUGUUACCAACGUUAUCCAUCAUUCUGCACUCAAACCUAAUGGGAAUGUGUUGGCAUUUGGUUCAGACACUCCUCUUUGUGAAUCAAUGGCUUCCAUUUUGAACCUUGCUGAUAAAACAAGACAGAAUGGCACUAGAAACGGCUUUCAUAAACCCGAAGCUCUGAAAAUUCCUGCUCCGCCUAAUCAGAAUGGAGAGAAUGAUGAUCAGUCUCAAGAAUCUGCUGCAACUCCAUCAUUUAUAAAUAGUGAAGAAGGUAAAGCUGGGCCACAAGAACAAGUGAUUCAUAAUUGUCAAGGAUUUUUACCACCUCAGAUUCCAUUUUUCCCUGGGGCUCCAUGGCCUUACCCUUGGAAUUCACCACGAUGGAGCUCUCCUGUUCCACCUCCAACUUUCUAUCCACCAGGCUUCCCUAUGCCCUUCUAUCCAACCGCGCCAUUUUGGGGUUGUACCGUACCCGGUGCCUGGACCAUCCCUUGGCUUCCACAGCCGCCAUCUUUGAACCUUGUUGCCCAAAACCAUGCUCCAAACUCUCCAACCUUGGGGAAACAUUCGCGAGACGAGAAUGUGAAUAAGCCAAGUGAUUCUGGGGAGGACGAGCAGCAAAAUGAGAACAAAGCUGAGAGAUGCCUCUGGAUUCCGAAAACGUUGAGGAUCGAUGACCCAGGAGAAGCAGCAAAAAGCUCUAUAUGGGCAACUUUAGGGAUCAAGAAUGACAAGACUGAUUCAGUCAGCGAAGGGCUUUUCAAGGCCUUCCAUCAACCAAAGGGUGACGAAAAGAAUCACAAAGCCGAACCUUCCCCAGUCUUGCAAGUCAACCCAGCUGCAUUGUCCAGAUCAAUCAAAUUCCAUGAAAGCUCGUAAAAGGGAACCAACCAACAAUUCAUAUCAACAAUUGUUCCCACUUCUCAUCCGGACGAUACAUACAACUGCAUCGUGUCCAUCCUUCUGUUACAAAUCUGUAUAAAUCACUAGACCCAUCCGACCGAGAAGAAAAAGUAGCUUCUAUGGCUGUUCCCACGAGUUCGAAGACAAAAACGACUUGAAAUUUUUAUGUGUAUUUGUAAUGUUUAAGAAGUAGGUGGCAUUUUGUCUCCAGUUUGAAGUUUGUCUGAAUCAUGAUGUACAUAUAUAUAUAAAAAUGUAUGUGAUCCAGGAAAAGCUUAGUUAGUACUACAGAAGUGAGUGAGAAGUAGUAGCUGCAGUAGCAGUACCAAUAAUAACUAUAAUGUGUACCUAAAUAAAUAUUUAGAAAUCAAAAAACUGAUCUUAUUAGUUUU
Momordica charantia (bitter melon) is the source of this 2006-nucleotide messenger RNA. RefSeq names its product cycling DOF factor 2 (gene CDF2). Gene Ontology annotation, biological process: regulation of DNA-templated transcription. NCBI's taxonomy places the organism in Eukaryota, Viridiplantae, Streptophyta, Magnoliopsida, Cucurbitales, Cucurbitaceae. Gene Ontology annotation, molecular function: DNA-binding transcription factor activity; DNA binding. The record is from RefSeq and is a predicted model, not a curated record.